Molecule: messenger RNA, 2746 nt
Organism: Brassica napus (rape)
Lineage: Eukaryota; Viridiplantae; Streptophyta; Magnoliopsida; Brassicales; Brassicaceae
Product: protein SPOROCYTELESS
Exons: 3
Coding region: 315-1121 (268 amino acids)
Molecular function (GO): DNA-binding transcription factor activity
Source: RefSeq, a predicted model, not a curated record
UAAAGAAAAGCGUAUUUAUUUUACUUAUCUUUUUGAAUUAAAAAGGCCUUAAUAUUUGAUAAAGAAAAAGGCUUUAAUCUAGUAUAUGGGGUAAAAAGUUACAAGGUAAAAACAAAAAAAAAAAGAUAAGUUUAUCCUCAUAUAGUACCUGGAAAUAACAGCAAGUAAAAAAACAAAGAUAAGUACAAUGCCUGAGUACAUGAACAAAUACACAACACACAUAUAUGCAAAGAAAUCAGGAACAAGAUAAGACGUAAAGCUAUUUGCCUUCUCCUCUUCAUCUCCCUCUCUAAGCACUUCAGUGAUUAUCACCAAUGGCGGCUUCUCUCUUCUUCAUGCCAACAGACCAAAACCCAAACGAGUUUCUGAGAAACACUUACCUUGUCAAUGACUCCAGCGAGAUCCCGACAGAGCCGCCACAGAAUAGUCAUGGUCGGAUGCCGGGAUCCGAGACAGGGAACCAAAAACCAAAGAAACAAGUGCUGAGAGGGAUGGGUGUGGCAAGGCUCGAGCGACUCAGAAUCGAAGGAGAAAGGAAGAACAUGGUCCUAGCCCAAGGAGGAAGAGGAGCGAGCCCUAACGCUACCCGUUCACCCGAUCCGGGUGUUGUGCUACAAGGCUUCCCAAGCUACGGUACUGGUGGGCCCAACAUGUCUGUCGGAGGGUAUACUCGAAACGGGUCGGGUCAGAUCCCGGUUUAUUCCCCAUGGGGUGUUGUAGGGACCUCCACUCACGAGCCCUCUUCAUUCCCAACUCCUCAAGUGUAUAACCACUGUGAUGUUUGCUUCAAGAGGCAACGUAUCAAUGAAGAAGUACGAGCCAACGGUGGUGGGUUUCCGCAAUACACAAUGGUUCCUCAUUUUCUUCCACCAGAUCAGAGGAGCCAAAGCUUCUUAUACGAUCAUAGAAUCACCAGAUAUUCAGCCUCACCUUCUGCUUCUACUAAUCAGGGCUCAAUGGAGGAACUUGGGAGCGGAAGCCCUAGAAACGGAACAGGAGAUGUGAAGGAGUACCAGUUUUUCCCUGGAAGCGAUGGUAAUAAAUCGGUUUCAUCAGUGUCUACAUCAGUUGGUGAUUGCAGUCCCGACACAUCCACCAUCGAUUUGUCCUUGAAGCUUUAAAUGUUCUUUAACAUAUUUUUGAAACAUUUCUGGAGAAUUCUCUCACCUUUUCUCUCUUUCUAUAAAAUAUAAACAAUUCGUCUUUUUGAUUUCAUAUAAUACAGUAAAAAAAAUUAUGAACAGAAGAAGAAAAACCCUUUUUGGUGUAUGCAUCUGAAGGCUAAAACGAAAGAAAGAUUCAGGUUUUUGAUUACCCUUUUGGUUGUUUAUUAUGAGAUUCUAACCUAAACAAUCAGACAUGUGUUCUCUGUUCUCUUCCUUAAUUUGUGUCAUGAGACUUCUCUCCUUUCCCUCUCUCUCUCAAGCUGUGUCAGAUCUCUUGGGGCUUGGAACCAUUUUGUGUUUCUUUAGUUAUGCAAUGAUGCUGUCAUGAUUCAGGUUAUCACCUAAUCCUCGGUUUAAGAACUGUGUGUCUGAUUUUCCUGUUAAUUUGAUGAGAUAAAUAUAUCAAAUUUUUCUUCAUUGUAGCUUGUCCAAGGAUGUUGCAUAAAAUGUAGAGAUAGAGAAAUAUGAUUUCUAACUGUGAGACUGAGUAGCAUUAGAUGCUCCUUUUCAUCAUUUUUUUUAAACAUCUCCUUUCAUCUAUAACCGUAUAUAUAUUAUUAUGUAAAAUUGUCUUUCGGUAAUGUUUUUUUUUGUAUGAUUUGUGAAUUUUUUGAGCAAAAGCUUUUUUGUAUGAUUUGUUGCAUUAGAAUGCUACAUCAUUGAGAGGGAGAAAGAUAAAUGAAAAGAAUUGUGAAACUGAAAAAAAAAGAAUCAAAGAUUGUUGUGUUGAAGACAGUCUUUGUACUUGUCUCCUGCAGCCUAUAUGAGAGAGUUCUAUUUCUCAAUAUUUUUUGUCCACAUUUUUGAUGAGUAGGGGAUGUGGCGACUCAGCCUCACCAUGCUUCUUUCUAUUCCUUUCUCUCCAAAUCACAUAGAGACGUUCGGAGCAUGAAUAACGCAUGGUCGGGGCCGUCGGGCAUAUCUUUUGGUUGCACUAGAUGUGUAAUGCAAAUCCAAUUCGUUGUGUAUUUCUCUGCCAGCAUCCCUUUAGUCAGCUUCUCUCACAUAAAAGCAGAAUAAGAACAGGUGAAAAAUAGGUGUUCCACGAUUCCCAUGGCCAUUUGCAUAAAACACACACAAGGGAUUGAUGUUUGAGUCCAUUUUGUUAUUCGAUCACAUGUGGCUAGACGAUUCUUCAUCGCUAGCCAUAGAAGGGAAUACCUGGGAGUGACAUACUGAGACCAGACUCCAUUUGACCAGCUGAUACAUGAUGGGUGCGCCUCUCUUAUAUGCCCCCAUGUGUCUUUAGUCGAAAAUUUCUUCUUGUAUUUGUCAAUCUUACAUUUCCACAGAGCAACAUCCAUUGUCUAUUUUUCAAAAAAAGGAAGAAAAUCAUUGUCUGUGAAUUCCUCACCCGAUUUAAAUCAAUCUAUGCGUCCACCUCAUUUAACAGGCUGUCCCUCUGAUUUCUCUUACAAAAUUAAAGAAAUUUUAUGAUUGUUAUAUAGGUAAAACUGUGUGUUGUAUAUAUAUACGUUGUCAGUUUUUCGUAAAGAUGCAUCAUGCAUGCACUUUGAAUAGUUAAAAUCAAGAUAUGCUUCCCAGAUUUCAAGAUUACUCAUAUUUCGCGAGCGUUGAAC